AUGGCUGUGAUGCUGCGGCUUGCUGUGGACAAGGCGAUGAAAUUCUUCCAUGAUGCCCUUCUUCAACCCCAACGGUACGGUAUAACCGACGGCGACUAUCUUUUUCUUGCCAGAGCACGCGUUGCUUCAUCUGUCGUCUGUUGCUGCGAGCUCAAGGGAUUUGAUGGCACUGAGGGCAUAUUCGGUCCACAAAUACCGACAGUUGCAAUAGGAGGCACAGCAGUUCCCCUUAGGCAAGUUGAGAGACAACAUUUGAUUAUCAAUGUUCUCAAAGUCUCCGUCGCUUUUGAGGCAUCUAAGAAGUGGCACAAUGUGAUGUUUCUGGACGGAAACAGUACCGAGAGACCGGAGAAUCUAGUUCCUCAUAAUCCAUUAGCACAUAGCCUCCACUCCAAGGCACUAUUUGCCUUGGAGCCAUGCGGGAUCAAUGAGGAGAAUACCGAGCUGAGAGCUAGACUCUGGUGGCCGAAGCCGUCGAGGCCGGCGGGACCUACCGUUGGGUUCAAGAUUCCGUACAAUCUGGAGUUAGCAGGCAUAUGCCUCUACAAUCCAUUGAGCCACCAAACCAUCAAGUCUGGGAACCGCAUAGUAGUGACGACACCAGAUCCGCGGCUUGCCGCACUUAGCGGAGCCGCAGAGCCUGGGGAGUUGGAUGAUAACGACAAUGACGACGUUGAGGGUAUGGAUGACUUCGGUCUCCAGCUCAUGUCAGCACUGCAAUCUUCUAGUGUGGCACAUCGACUCGAAUCUUCCCCUCCGUCGUCGUUGAGCGAUGGAUCAGGGUCCACACGGCCUGUUCCUGAAACUGGUUUUUAUUUCCGUGGCCCGGAAGUUCAUCCUAUUUACAUUGAACGUAAUUCCUACGGUCAUGUGGCUUCCGAAAUAUUGAUCUACUGGCAUCAAGUUCCGAAAAUGGAUCUUAACAGACCUUGCAUGGAGGAUAAGCAUCAGCCCAUACCAGGUGUGCCUGUCCCAGCCACAGCGAUGCAGUCGGCUACGAUGCACCGUCCAGAAACACUCAGAAUUCUAACAGAGCAAUUGGACUCUGAUGAUUAG
Messenger RNA from Aspergillus niger, 1056 nucleotides. RefSeq lists its product as uncharacterized. The coding region runs from base 1 to 1056 and encodes 351 amino acids. NCBI's taxonomy places the organism in Eukaryota, Fungi, Ascomycota, Eurotiomycetes, Eurotiales, Aspergillaceae. The record is from RefSeq and is a predicted model, not a curated record. The transcript has 8 exons.